This is a messenger RNA of Priapulus caudatus, 2339 nucleotides long. RefSeq names its product hexosaminidase D-like. The record is from RefSeq and is a predicted model, not a curated record. The coding region runs from base 158 to 2266 and encodes 702 amino acids. Lineage: Eukaryota; Metazoa; Priapulida; Priapulimorpha; Priapulimorphida; Priapulidae. Gene Ontology annotation, molecular function: hexosaminidase activity. Gene Ontology annotation, biological process: carbohydrate metabolic process. The transcript has 15 exons.
UUCACUAUCGUGUCACUAUCUCUGUUAUGCUGUCGUCUUUAUUUGAUAUUAUCAAUUAUAAUCGUACUAAGUUAUAUGCGAAGAACGGGGUUUUAAGAUCCUAAAUGGUGGCAGGCACUUGUGUUGGCAAUCAGUUCGUCAACGCGUGUUCCUCGGUAUGAACCCUGGACGAAACAGGAAGAGUGGCAUGCGACUGCGCGGCCCGGCGCGCAUGGCUGUGCUAGUGGUUGGCACGGUUGCCAUAUUGUUUGUCGGUGUUAAAAUUUUUACCGCCACCAAGUCAAAAGUCACAUCCAGUGAUGAUGGCCAAAUGAUGGCUGCAGCACAGAGUCUUAUCAAGGGUGACCAGAUUCGGAACCCUAGAGGUGAUGUGCAGAAAGAAGUGCAGUUAAUCUAUAGACCAGGAGGAGAAGCUGUAGAAUCUGACAAGGGAAAUGCUGGCCAUGCUGGUAACAUGAUAAGGAAGUAUGAGGAGGAAGAGUCAGACCUCAGGGAAGAUAAGGCUGGAUCACUUCACAAAGCGCAUCCAGAAUCAAAGAAAGCUGACAGUGACCAAGGAUAUGAGGCUGAAGAUAAUAAGGGUCUUCCAGAUAUUAAAAUGUCCAGGCUUUCUGCACUUGGUGAUAAGAAAGCAGGACUGAGUCAACAAGGAGAUGAAGCUUUCCAACAGCAGCCAAUCCAACAGAACAUGGACGUUGCUGGAGUAUUCAAUGAACCUGCUAUUCCUCCAGUUGCACAGGUUCCUGAAUGGGCGUUGGAUGUUCAGAGAUUGGCUGCAUCUACGAUCAUUGCAAAACCACCUACAUUGCCGUUUAUACCACCAGCCAAACUUGUUCAUCUAGACCUCAAAGGAGCGCCACCUAAAAUUUCUUACUUUAAACAGAUGUUUCCAUUGUAUCACAAGCUAGGGGCAACAGGUCUAUUAAUAGAGUAUGAAGACAUGUUCCCAUAUGCUGGUGAACUACAAGAUCUUGCUGCUGGUAAUGCAUACACUCCGGAUGAUAUCAAAGGUAUUGUGAAUUUGGCCCGUGAAAAUCAAUUGGAGAUUAUUCCACUAAUUCAGACCUUUGGACACAUGGAAUUUGUUCUGAAAUAUGAAAAGUACAUAGCCUACAGAGAGAACCCUAAGACACCGCAAGCGAUCUGCCCACGCAUGCCAUUCUCAAUGAAGCUGAUCCAAGGCAUGCUUGACCAGGUUAUUGCCAUGCACCCAGGCAUCAGAUACCUUCACAUUGGCUCUGAUGAGGUGUAUCACCUUGGGGAGUGUCCUACAUGUAAGCAGUACAUGGCGAAAGGCAAUCUUACGAAGGAAGACCUCUUCAUGGAGCACAUAGUGAAGGUCGCCAGUUAUGUGAGAACCGAACACCGUUUGACACCCAUCAUGUGGGAUGACAUGUACCGACAUAUUCAGAGUGAGGUGUUCCUAAAGUACAAAAUUGGUGACCUGGUGGAACCAAUGGUGUGGGCUUAUCACCCAAAUCUCACACAAUUUCUUCAUGCUGGAAUAUGGGAUCAGUACGCAAAGGUUUUCAAAAAAGUAUGGGUUGCAAGCUCAUUUAAAGGUGCUACAGGGAUUGACCAAUACGUGACGAAUAUCACGCAUCAUCUAGAAAAUCAUCUUUCCUGGCUGCAGAUAAUGACUGCCUAUAAGUCAGCCUUCAGCUUUCAAGGAAUUGCACUUACAGGCUGGCAGCGAUACGACCACUUCGCCGUGCUCUGCGAGCUGCUACCAGUCGCCACGCCAUCACUCGCCCUCUGCCUGCAGACCGUCGUCAACGGCGGCAUCGAUCCGAACAUCGUCAAUCGCGUCUCGAAUCUUCUCGGCUUCGCGACGCCGAUCAACAUCACGCUCGGUCCCGACCGGCCGCUGCCCGAGUCGGCGCCGCACUUCCCUGGUGGUGACGUCUACCACGAGGCGCAGCGGCUGUACCGUCUCGAUGCGUGGGCGCACGGAUUCGAGCACCUCGGCAACUUCCUCGGCUUUCUGACGCCGUACCAGCUGCGGCGCAACUUCUCGAGCGUGUCGUCGCUCGAGGCCGGUCUGCGGCAGUAUGCGCCGCUCGUCGAUGCGCUCAAGGCGGCGCGCGACGAUGCCGCGGAGGCGCUGUGGGGCGUCUACGACGGGCACACGGUCGCCGAGUGGCUGGAGCAGCGCAUAACGGCGACGCUCGACAGACUGCACGCCAUGAAACGCUCCGCCGACAGUCUCAUCGCGAGGAGAACGUGGCCACGGCGACCACUCGACGCACGGCCACCACUGCAGUGAGAGUACUAGCAGCAGUAGUGAGCUACUGAGCAGUACUAGCAGCAGCAGUAAGCUACUGAGCAGUACUAGCAGC